Molecule: messenger RNA, 1029 nt
Organism: Cataglyphis hispanica
Lineage: Eukaryota; Metazoa; Arthropoda; Insecta; Hymenoptera; Formicidae
Gene: Irbp18
Product: CCAAT/enhancer-binding protein gamma
Exons: 4
Coding region: 212-574 (120 amino acids)
Biological process (GO): DNA-templated transcription; regulation of transcription by RNA polymerase II
Molecular function (GO): DNA-binding transcription factor activity, RNA polymerase II-specific; RNA polymerase II cis-regulatory region sequence-specific DNA binding
Source: RefSeq, a predicted model, not a curated record
CCGAAAGCGUAGUUAGAGGACGACAUGUAUAACAUUCGUGAGCAGCCACGACAAACCGCGCAUUGCGUCAUCCACCGAUCGAAUCGUAUCGCCGAAGUGCACAUGGCGGUUCCAAUCUACUCUUGAUACGGUCGUUCGAAUCAUCAGUACGAAAAUCUAGUGCAGCGAACGAGAGUGAGCGGAAUCAGCGUAUCGUCGAAUCGCAUCAGCGAUGGCGCCGAAAAAUAAGGAAAAUAACACCAAACGAAAGAAGCAGGUAGAGGAUGAAGGAGACGAAGAUUAUCGAAAGCGACGGGAUCGGAAUAACCAGGCCGUGAAACGAUCCAGAGUAAAGAGUAAAUUACGCACACAGCAAACAUUAGAACGAGUAAAUCAGCUGAAAACGGAGAAUGAAUUGCUGGAGGAAAAAAUUAAAAUGCUUACCAAGGAGCUAGGGUUUCUCAAGGAUCUCUUUCUCGCACAUGCAGGUUCCAGUCAACACUCUAUAAACGUUCAAGAUCUAGAUCUAAAUUCUCUUCUAGCCGAAGAUAAAUCUACGGUAGAUGUCCUGAAGACGACUUCGGCCGAGCUAUAAACUGAUAUACAAGCACCACGUGAAGGAAUCAGCGUGGUAUUGGAUUCAAAACGCGAUGAAGCAUGGCUCGUUUCGAAAGAGCAAGCAGACAUCUUGGAAAGAUGUGCUCUUUAAACUUAUUAGGAAAUAUUCAAAACGCGAAAAGCAUUUCUUGAAUGCGAACUUUCUGGUUGCAGCGUCGUCGAGAAUUAUCAUCAUUCAAGUUUAUAGUUUUUUGGCAGCGGGAGAUAUGGCAGAGUUGUCUUAUAGUAAAUUCAAGUAUGAAAGUAUUCAUCUUGAUUGUCAAUCCCAAUAGGGAUGUUAUGAUUUUAAAUAGUACAAAGGAUGGGACGAAUUAACUAUAUAAUAUGAAUAUGUAUAUAUUGUGCUUAAUGUUAUAUCUUAUUUUGUAAUAUAUAUCUUAGGAGAUGUGCUUUUAUUAUGUACAGGUGAAAAUAGAAAAUAAUAUUUUAAUA